UUGGAAAUGUUUUCGGACAUGCCAGUUUCUAUUUACAGCACGUUUACUAACAUUAUAUGUACUAACGUUACAGCUUGGCUAGCUAGCUACUACUUGUAAUGCAUACAUACGCCUAACUAACUAGUAAUGAGUCAGCUACUGGCUCUGUAUUAAGAUGUGUAGUUCUCCUUUUAUGUUUCACAUUAUUUAAACCCCAGAAAACAUUAACCUUGACCACUUGUUGUAGACAGUAACCGAGCCUUUGACCAUGACUCUCAGUUCCAUUAAACAUAGCUCAUUGGACGAAGACGUCUUGUGGGAGUUUGGUUAAGAGCCGCGACACUCAAUCUAAACAUUAACAGACGUAGUUUACGCCACGCGCUUGUUUACAGAAAAUAGACAAGUCAAGAGGUGACCACUUGUGCUAGUUAGCCAUCUAGCAUGCACCUGGCUGUGUAGUUUUGUUGGAUGGAGGCACCCAUAGCUGUAUGGAUAUGUACACAACUGCUACAGUACAGUAACAACAUGUCUUCUGGCCCACCUCAGUCGCCCGCAGUGGCUAAGACAGAGGUGACUGUCGAAGGAGAAUGCCCUCUCCUCGCCGCCACCUUUGCCUACUGGGACAACAUCCUAGGCCCGCGAGUGCGUCACAUCUGGGCUCCCAGGUGUGAGCAGCCGCUGUUGCUGAGUGACGGUGAAGUCACCUUCCUGGCCAAUCACACGCUGAACGGGGAGAUUCUGCGCAGCGCCGAGUGUGGAGCGGUGGACGUCAAGUUCUUUGUCCUAGCUGAGAAGGGUGUCAUCAUUGUCUCGCUGAUCUUUGACGGCGAGCUGAAGGGUGACAAGAACACGUGUGCCCUGUCCAUUAUUCUUCCACAGACAGAGCUGGCCUUCUACCUGCCCCUGCACACUGUCUGUGUGGAGAGGCUCAAACACAUAAUCCGCAAGGGACGCAUCUGGAUGCAGAAAGGCUACAACAUAAUUUCUGUGCUGACAUCAGAGAUUGUCCCCAUCAUGGAGCUGCUGUCCUCCAUGAAGACACACAGUGUCCCAGAGGACAUAGAUAUCAAGGACACCAUCCUAAAUGAUGACGACAUUGGAGACAGCUGCCAUGAAGAUUUCCUGCAUAAGGCCAUCAGUUCUCAUCUCCAAACGUGUGGCUGCUCCAUGGUGGUCGGAAGCAACCCAGACAAAGUCAACAAGAUAGUGCGAACACUGAGCCUUUUCCUCACCCCUGCUGAGAGGAAGUGCUCUCGGCUCUGUAAAGCUGACUCCUCUUUCAAGUACGACACAGGACUGUUUGUGCAAGGCCUCCUCAAGGACUCCACGGGCAGCUUUGUCUUGCCCUUCCGCCAGGUGCUGUACUCGCCCUACCCGACCACGCACAUUGACGUGGACAUCAACACGGUGAAGCAGAUGCCACCCUGCCAUGAGCACACGUACAACCAGCGCCUCUACAUGCGCUCGGAGCUCAGCACACUCUGGAAGGCAGCCAGCGAGGAUGACAUCGCCCCCGACGCUGUCAUUCACACCGAUGAGUCCUUCACCCCCAACCUAAAUAUUUUUCAGGAUGUUAUGCAUAAAGACACUCUGGUGAAGUUAUUUAUAGAUGAGGUGUUCAUGCUGAAGCCAGGCCUCAAUCUGCGAAGUACUUACUUAGCCCAGUUCUUGCUGAUCCUUCACAGGAAGGCUCUCGCGCUACUCAAAUAUAUUGAAGAUGAAACGCAAAAGGGAAAGAAGCCUUUCCGCUCCUUGCGCAGCUUGAAGACAGACCUCGACCUGAUGGUGGAAGGCGACCUGAAUAUUGUCAUGGCUUUUGCUGAGAAGCUGAGGGCUGGACUGCACUCCUUUGUAUUUGGGAAGCCAUUCUACACCAGUGUACAGGAGCGAGAUGUGCUCAUGAGUUUUUGACUCUUUUACUCUUAUCCUCAUGACUUGUUUGUUUCUUAUCUUUAAUUAUUUCUUAUUAUUGUAGCAUUGUCAAUAAGGAACCUGUAAGUAAGCAUUUCAUUGGACGGUGUAUACCAAGGUUAUUAUAGUAAACUAAAAUAAAACCUAAAAUUGUAAAAACAAUAUAGUAAACAAAUAAUAACAUAUGCUGAAACGUAUAAUUGACUGCAAAAUGAACUAAAAUGGAAGCCAUCAUAAAUGAUUUGUUUAUUUCCCCUUCUAAACAAAUCUAAUACGAUGUAACCUUUUUUUUCUAAUGGGGUUUUUGAGCUUCUGAAUAUGGUGGUUAAGUACUGCCAGUAGAUGCUGACGUUUCAAAUAGGCUUAGUUUGUGCAUUGCUAUCACUAGCUAACAGGGAAGAAAUCUGAGGGCAAGCGCAGAGCCGGACUGGGCUAAGCUAGAACAGCUUGUAAAGUUGGAGCCGUUCACAAUCUACAACGACAAACUUCAGACUGACAGCCAGGUGCCGUGCCUUCUCACUUGCAAUCUACUACUACUGGGGGAGAGAGUGAGAAAGUCACCUCUAGCAAGGAUGGCUGUUUAUCCUAAGCUGUGGCACUGGAUCUGGUUGUUGCCCCUGCAUCCCAAGAGUUCGUGGAGAGAAUAUUCUUUGUCCGUGGGCAACUGUCAUCAGGCUUGAGAAACCGAACGACCACCUCUCUGGAACGCAGUCUUCUUGAAGAUGAACCAGACUCUUGUUUGGUGGAGCAGAAACACACACAAGCUGACUGGCUUUGAACUGAUAGAUUUGUGAAUGUGUUGCUUAUGUUUUUGCUGUUGCAGCCAUUUUUAUUAACCUAUUUGAAGGGCUUAGUCAGUGAUACAUGUUUAAUAUUACAUAAACAUGUCAAAUGUG
This is a messenger RNA of Oncorhynchus tshawytscha (Chinook salmon), 2786 nucleotides long. RefSeq names its product guanine nucleotide exchange C9orf72-like. The record is from RefSeq and is a predicted model, not a curated record. The coding region runs from base 448 to 1890 and encodes 480 amino acids. Gene Ontology annotation, molecular function: guanyl-nucleotide exchange factor activity. The transcript has 11 exons. Gene Ontology annotation, cellular component: endosome; autophagosome. Gene Ontology annotation, biological process: endocytosis; autophagy. Lineage: Eukaryota; Metazoa; Chordata; Actinopteri; Salmoniformes; Salmonidae.